UAUUGGUGUAGUGAAUCUUGGACUCCACGUACGAGAUAUUUUAUAUUUCAAUAGAAAACAAAAGAAAGAACAAAAUAUAUCCAUGUAUUUAUUUGAAAGAUAACAGUGACAGUUAAUAACAAGCAUUUAAAAUAAUUGUAAUUAUUGAACGAAAUAGUGUUUGUGCCGUACGACGUAAAGGAUGAGGAAGAUUUCGCACAUUGCUAGUAUGGAAACAUGAAGAAGGCACAAGUUACACAGCGACCCAAGCAGGACCAACUUUUGCUCAACGACAAUACAUGACCGAUGUGGCGCUUCUCAUCAGAAACUCUUGUCUACAAAAUGAUUCGCAUCUUUCUUUUUCUGUGCAUGGCGAUCUUAUCCUUCGCCCGAUGCAGCAAGAUUCACGAAUACAUGACAAGAGAGGAAUUGCUAACAGUAUUUCAAGCAGGACACGAAGCUGUUCCAGUUUAUGAAGUAGUACCAGUUCUACAUUCAUUACACAAGAGAAGCCCGGAAACAUGGCAAGAGCUACAUCUGAAGGCCUUUGGAAAAAGCUACAAGCUAUCCUUAAAACCAAAUAAUGGACUUUGGUUAAGAGGGCAGUUACCAAUGUGGUCAGUCGAAAGAAAUGACUCCAAUCAUGAUGGUUUGCAUUAUGAACGGAUCCCGGAAGAAGGUAUCAAUGUCGGCGAUGUGUACCAGGAUACGCAGAAUAUGGCUUCCAUUCUGCUGCAUCGAGACGCCAGUGGUAAAGUCCUUGUGGACGGAAAUAUUGGAGCAGAUUUGGUGAUUCGUCCACUUCCCGAGCGAGUGAUAAAGGAAGUUGUAAGUAAGGCUUAUUAUCUGCACGAGCCACAUUUAUUACCAAACAUAACAAGGGCUAAACGCAGUCUCGCGCAUACAAAUCAUCAUAUUGUAUACAAAAAGAAAAUAUGGGCGAUGGAUGCCGAGUAUAGUGAUUUUGCGUUUAUGGAACCAGAUCGUCUAUCUACACGAUUCCGAUCAAAGAGAUCAACUGGUAACAAUAGGUCGAAGCGAGAAGCACCAUAUGUAAUUUAUCCUGAAAUUCUAUGCAUAGUAGAUUAUGAUGGAUACAGAUUACAUGGCGGUGAUAAUGUGCAGAUAAAACGAUACUUUGUGUCUUUUUGGAAUGGAGUAGAUCUUAGGUACAAGUUACUAAAAGGCCCUAAAAUACGUAUUAGUAUUGCAGGAAUUAUUAUCUCACGAGGAAGAGAUGCCACGCCGUAUUUAGAAAGAAAUCGCGUGGGACGAGAUGCGAUCGAUUCGGCAGCUGCUCUGACCGACAUGGGCAAAUACCUAUUUCGAGAAAGAAGACUUCCUGUUUACGACAUCGCUGUUGCCGUCACAAAAUUAGAUAUGUGCAGGAGGCAAUAUGCGAAUGACGUGUGCAAUAGAGGAACCGCAGGUUUUGCGUACGUGGGUGGAGCUUGUGUUGUGAACAAGAGACUUGAAAAAGUUAAUUCAGUGGCUAUAAUUGAAGAUACUGGCGGUUUCAGUGGUAUUAUCGUUGCUGCUCACGAAGUUGGACAUUUGCUGGGUGCAGUACAUGAUGGCUCACCACCACCGAGUUACCUUGGUGGACCAGGAGCUGAAAAAUGUCGUUGGGAAGAUGGAUAUAUUAUGAGCGAUCUCAGGCAUACCGAAAAAGGUUUCAAAUGGUCUCACUGCAGUGUUUCAUCCUUUCAUCAUUUUUUAAAUGGAGAUACCGCGACCUGUCUUUACAAUGCUCCUCACGAGGAUGAAGCGCUUUCAAGAGUAUUGCCAGGAAAAUUAUUGUCACUUGAUGCUCAAUGUCGAAAAGAUCGUGGAACGAGCGCGUGCUUCAAAGAUGAUCGAGUUUGUGCUCAGCUAUUUUGCUUCGAUGCUAGUUCUGGUUAUUGUGUGGCUUACAGACCAGCAGCUGAAGGUUCUCCCUGUGGAGAUGGUCAAUACUGCUUAAAUGGCAAAUGUGUAGCUGAACACGAGAAUAUUAUUCCCGAUUAUACACAGAACGUGCCGACGUAUGUACGACGAGAAAAUUUUUAUAACGCUGCUACGCAAAGUCGGCCUUUCUAUACGCGAUACAAUACCAGUACAACAGAAUACAGGUAUCCAUGGGAUGGUACUACACGCAGCAUUUAUCAAUCAAUGUAUAAAUAUACAACACCGUACUCGAAUUCAAUCGCGUCAACAAUCGCGACAAGGUCUCCGAACCUGUCUACGUCGUACUAUCCGACGACGCCGACAUCAUAUCCGCGCUACACCCACUCGACUGUCAGUAACUUCAUUACUGAUAAUUAUUAUCGGAUAUAUAGUUAUGGUUACAAUAACGACUUUAUUAAUAAUAGUAAUUAUUAUAAUAUUAAUGCGUAUACUACUGCCACGACUAGGAGGACGAACAUUUACGAUUAUUCACACGCGUAUGAUAUCAAAGAUAAUGAGAGCCCGAACGAGGUUAGCUAUCCAAAAGUCACUCCGUUCAGAUAUAAGAGUACCGCCAGAUCAACAUCGAUCGCGAUGACUAGCAACAAUGGCGUCCAAUACGCUCCACAAAUUUACGGUCAUGAAACAGAGGUAGAUGAAUGUCAGGACGUGGGGACAGAUUGUGCGGAGCUGAUCGACAGGCUGAGGACAUGGCUGUGCCAUCUGCAAUCAGUGAGAAGACGUUGUUGUGCAUCCCUCAAGACAAUUUGCUGAAAACUAGCUGUAAACAGAGAAAAGAAAAAUGAAAAUGCGAGUACCAAUAUUAAAAGAAUGUGAAAAGCGAGGGUAUCAAAGUGAAAUGCCGAAGUGCUCUCCUGAUGAAAAAGCACAAUGACUGUUAACGCAAUGCAAUCGAUUCGUUUCGUAGAAAAGUGUGUAGCAGAUUAUUUUUUAUUUUUUGUUUUUGUUUUUCAAGUGAAAGAUGAAGAGUAGUGAAUGAAUGUAAAAAAGAAUAAUAUAAGAAAACUGAGUCAGAAAAAGAAGGAAGGAAGGAAGGAAGGAUGAGCACGGCUGGUUACAGAAGUUAGAAGAUAUACGGAAAUUUUCCUUUUUUAUCCUUACCCCUUUUCUCUUUCUAUUCUUUGCCUUCCACGUAUAUCUUUAUUCUUGCUCUUUCUCUAUUGAUUGGUGUUAAUAAAAUGCGUCAAUCCGUGAUAUUUGUAGGAAAUAGAUCUUCAGCCAGGCAAAAAGGUACCGAUCGAUAAAUGGAUAAACAGAUACAUAGGUA
Ceratosolen solmsi marchali is the source of this 3193-nucleotide messenger RNA. RefSeq names its product sol narae metalloprotease (gene sona). NCBI's taxonomy places the organism in Eukaryota, Metazoa, Arthropoda, Insecta, Hymenoptera, Agaonidae. Gene Ontology annotation, biological process: membrane protein ectodomain proteolysis. Gene Ontology annotation, molecular function: metalloendopeptidase activity. The transcript has 17 exons. Bases 286 to 2679 code for a protein of 797 amino acids. The record is from RefSeq and is a predicted model, not a curated record.